Messenger RNA from Anopheles coluzzii, 4254 nucleotides. RefSeq names its product trypsin-1-like. Gene Ontology annotation, molecular function: serine-type endopeptidase activity. Bases 58 to 891 code for a protein of 277 amino acids. Gene Ontology annotation, biological process: proteolysis. The transcript is spliced from 3 exons. The record is from RefSeq and is a predicted model, not a curated record. NCBI's taxonomy places the organism in Eukaryota, Metazoa, Arthropoda, Insecta, Diptera, Culicidae.
CGUAGUUACUUAUUUCACAGGUGUCUGCAGCACCGCAACACAGUUCAUUCGUACAUUAUGAACGAGUUGUUGGCAAUAAUGUGCAUGCUGUCGUGCAGUUCUGUCGUCGGUUUCCAAAUCAUCCACCCGAUGGCCAACAAGCGAUCAAAUCAGCUGGAACCACCUGUAUCGAUUUUAAAUGAGACAACUCAACGGAUCGUGGGAGGACACGAGAUUGACAUUGGUGCUGCCCCGUUCCAGGCUUCGGUGCAGUCGCACGGUGUGCAUGUGUGCGGUGGCUCCAUCAUCCAUCAGCAAUGGGUUUUAACUGCAGGACACUGUGCAAGUUCAUCGAAAGAGCCCAACAGUUUGAGUGUAAGAGUCGCUAGCAUUCACCACAACCAGGGAGGCCAGAUUGUCAACGUUGAAGAAUCUAUCAGACAUCCUCUCUACGAUGAGCAGCUCAUAAUCGAUUAUGAUGUUUCGCUUUUAAGGCUGGAACAGUGUUUGACAUUUUCACCCAACGUACAAGCCAUCCGGCUUCCCAUGCAGGACGAGUUUUUCCAGGAUGGAACUGUGUGUGUGGUCAGUGGAUGGGGUGCUACACAAAACCCGGUCGAAUCAAGUGACCGGCUCAGAGCGACGGAUGUACCGCUGGUUAACCAUGCGGUUUGCCAGACGGCUUACAUCUCGGCGGCAGCCACUAUUACCGACCGAAUGAUCUGCGCUGGCUAUUUCAGUGGGGGACGGGACGCUUGUCAAGGUGAUUCCGGAGGCCCUCUCUAUUACGAAAACACAUUGAUUGGCGUUGUCUCGUGGCGAACAGGCGACUGUGCGGAGGUCAACUUUCCAGGUGUGUACAGUAGAGUCGCUUCGGUACGUGCAUGGAUAUAUGAAGUAAGCGAUGUGUAGUUUUCUAGCGUGUGCACUCGUUCCCCAACCCGUUCCUUCUGUUUUUUUACUGUUUGCUCGCUUUGCUUCUCUCUGGACACUAUUUAUUAAUGGACAAAAGGAAAGGAAACAUCUUUUGGUUGCUUAUUCCGUUUUAUUGACAUUUAUGUAUUCUGACCGCUUGACUAGUCACCCUUCCGGCAUUUUCAAUCGUAUGUUGCUGCUCGGCGACAACUCAACGUGUUGUUUGUUUGUUAGCGGACCAUUUAUAUUGCAUUCGUCCUAUGCAUUAUUGCUAUAUUGGGAUGUAACGUUUUCGCACUACGAUGAAUUUGCAUGUUAGUAGUGAUGUGGUCUAAUAUGCGGGGUUGUGUCCCGUGGUACAGUCGUCAACACGUACGACUCAAUAACUUUCCUGUACUAGGUUCAAACCUAGAAUGGACCCGCCGUCCCCCCAUAGAAGAAAAGGACUGACUAUCAUCAGGCUGCGUGUGGUAUUGAAUAAAGCCUCGAAAGUCUAUAUAGUCCAGCAUGUGUCCGUAGGUAGGACGAUUGCGACAAAUAGAAAAAGAAUAAAAAGUAUUGAUACGUUAAAAAAAUAGAUUCUUAUACUUUUUAUUCGAAGUUUAAAUGCCAAUUUGUUUCUUCAGCUCCAAAAUUGAACUCAUAUUGUACAUAAAUCUAUCAUCCACCAGCAAGCUACUGCCCCCAUGAAGUUUAGCCGUUGUGCUUCGCCUGGUAUGGCGCGAUGGCAAUUGGCAAUGGUUUCUAAACGCCAGUCACUUUCACAUCACUAUCGAUGCGUGUCCAGCAAAACAAUGCCCUUGAAAACAGCCAAACUAUAUCAGCCACACAUCCGCUUAUUGAAUCACGAGCAGUGUGAUUUUACAGCAAUUGAUCAAAAUUUGGUAACAUCUUAUCAAAACAAUACGAUUACUGUUACUCUUUAUUGGUAUGAAAUGCUGUAUCGUAAAUAUAUUAAAUAUAUUCCCAAGAGUUUUUUUUCCACUAUAUUGGAUUUCAAGCGUCUAAACGUGUUGUAAGCUGUUUGUUUGUGGGUCGCGAUGCCCACCUCGCAAGAUUUGUCUCACACUUAGCACAGUAGUAUGUUCUACACAUUAGCAUUGAGUAAAAAUCUACACCAUAGUCUGCGUCAUACAAACGAAGGUCAACAACUCGGCCAGUGACGACAAGUGACAAACAUCGACUGCCUGUUGCUUUGCUGCGGCUUGUGUGUAGUAUGUGCUACUUUUCGCGGACUUCUCGCGCUUAGCUUGCAAUUGGGUGGAAACGAACUUGAUCUCGUUCCAUCUCGCUCUCUCUCUCUCUCUCUUGUUGCGAAUGAAGUGAUCACUAUUGAAGCUUACAGAUGGCCACCCCAACAUUGCCAUGCAUCUCACAAUAGAAUUGUGUUGUGCACAUAUAUGUAACUGACUGUCAACGAAUUUAGCCACUCAAAACAACCACCACGGAGAGAGAGGAGGAGAUCGCGCAGUCAUUUCCUUUCGGUGUUCUCACGUUCGAUAAGACCAUUUGGCCGGAAAUAAUAAUUAACCGAAUGUCCUCACAAGCCUUCUGUCCCAAUUCAUGACUUCAGUCAGGUAUCCACUUUAGCUACCAGCUAGAACGAAAAUUGGACAACUAAAGGGCUUGCUCUGUUGCUCUGUCCUAAAUCAUUGUUUGCACUACAGCAUUUGGUAUUUGGUACAAAUCGGGUCAUCGUGACACAACAAUGCCUUUUUGAAUCGAGAAAUAUGUUUGACGUAUGACGUAUUAUCAUAUCAAUAUAAUUAUACUUGGAUUGAAUUAGACUUCGGAUACGUUAAACCAAUGAAAUCGAAAUGAAAUGUUUUAAUAACAGUGAUUGACCCGUGCUAUAAUUUAAGCCAGAAAGCAAAAAUUUUAAGUAGAAAAAUACCAGUUCACUAGGGGGCAGCCUCGAACAAACCGCGGUCAUAAGUCAUUUUUGGUCUCUUUACUUAUAAAACAUGAUUUUAAGUGUUGGAAUUCUAGAUGGCGCCAGUGUACAUCGGUUGUACAGGGGUUUUCACAUGUUAGAAAUAUUAUGGAACACAAUAUAGAGACCUUCGCCCCAAUAGCAAUCCUGAUCAAGGAAAUCAUUGCAUCAUACUCUAGUUGUUGGUAUUCAUACACUAAAAAAAUCUUUAUAUUGAUGAAAAAGUAUUUUGAACAAGUGAAAACCCUAUAUCCCUUUUCUGUACAUUGUCACAAACACAUAUUGCAAACGUUGAAUACAAUUGAUGACCCCAACUUAGUUUUAUAUUUGAGAACUAUUGCGUUAUAAAAUGAUAACAAAAUGAAUAAUAAAAUAAACGUUUCAAAUAUCCUAAACAAAAUUUAAAAAUACUAAUAAUGCAAGUAGUUAAAAAAUAGGCACCAUCUAUUUUCCAUGUGCUCUGAGCACCCUACCUUAAACAAUUCGUCAUUUAAAAAGGAAAAUAAAAUAAUGAUUUAGGCAAUAACUUUAUCUCGAUCGUGAUUUUUGAAUAAAACAACACAUGAAAAAUCAAUAUUGUCAAUUGAUUGAUCUAAGUUUAACGCAACGUUUUCAAUUUCACUUUGCGCCGCUUCGAAGACUGUUAAUUCAUUUGAUGUAUCUUUGUCAAUAACGCUUAAACCUUCCGCGGAUACAAACAAUGUGUUAUGGUUUCUGGAUAUGUUGUUACAAAAUUGAACAUCAAUGAAGACAGUGUUUAUCCAUUCUAGACCAAAUUAUGUAUGCUUCAGCAAAUACAUUCCAUCAUACAUGAGCUAAUCUGAUCGAGCUUGCGACGAAUCUGCGAUUGUUUGACGUUUGGUUUUGUAUGGAGUGUUGAGAUGAUUUUAGACGCCAACCGUCGAACUUCUUUUAAAAACGCUCAGCUUGAAUUCUUCUGACUUGAAGAAAAUAUAUUUUAAACCAGCAGCAAUGUUCUGCAACUGAUUCCCUCAGGUGCAAUUUAACACAGUCAAAACAUUUAUGUUCAGGACCGGUCGUGGUGGUACAAUCGUCAACUCGUAUGACUUGACAACAUGCUCUUCAUAGGUUCAAACCCUAAAUGAACAGUGCGUAAAACGUAGGACUUUGAUUAUCUAGCUUAUGGGUAAAUCAAUAAGUCACCGAAAGCCAUUAGGUGGGUGCAGACAAGCAUUGACCGAACUGAACAAACAAUUGUAACCGUGAUUAUUUCCCCUCUAUUUUACAUUAAAUCGACAUACUUUCCUUUUUAUACAUUUUUUGCCCACAGCAUUAGUAUAAUAUGAAUAGAAAUUUCUUAUUUCUAGGUCGUGGCUCAUAAGAGCCUAUUUUUAAAUUAUAAUUAAAAAUACUCAUAAAAUCAACCAAACAUAAAAUGUCCUCAAAUAAAAUGUUCUAGUAAUCGA